This is a messenger RNA of Punica granatum (pomegranate), 1012 nucleotides long. NCBI's taxonomy places the organism in Eukaryota, Viridiplantae, Streptophyta, Magnoliopsida, Myrtales, Lythraceae. The record is from RefSeq and is a predicted model, not a curated record.
UUUUAUAACAAUCCCGUGAAGCUACGGGGAAUCGAUGCUAGCUUGAACCGGCAAUUGUAUCCCGGGCAACCUUCGAGUGCCGAAACUUUCCGCGACUUGGUCGCAGGGGGAGGUUCCAUCUUGGUCGUGGGGCCUCCUGGAGUCGGCAAAACCACCUUGAUCAGAGAGAUCGCUAGAAUGUUAGCAGAUGACCACAAGAAGCGUGUUGUCAUAGCGGAUACAUCUAACCAGAUUGGUGGUGAUGGAGAUGUUCCUCACGCAGGAAUUGGUCGAGCGAGGAGGACGCAAGUGUCCAAUGUUCAUAUGCAACAUAAUAUUAUGAUUGAAGCUGUUGAAAAUGACAUGCCAGAGACCAUAAUCAUCGAUGAGAUUGGGACUGAACUCGAAGCAUUAGCUGCUAGCACGAUUGCCCAGAGAGGAGUUCAACUCGUGGGAACAGCUCAUGGAGUUACCAUAGAUAACAUCAUUAAGAACCCUUCUCUGCAGAUCCUUCUUGGUGGUAUUGAGAGUGGGACUCUUGGUGAUGAGGAAGCACGGAAAAGGAAAGUACAGAAGACAAUUCUAGAGCGAAAAGGGCCCCCAACAUUUACUUGUGCAGUUGAGAUGAUAUCAAAGACAGAGUGCCGUGUGCAUCACCGGUUAGAUGCGAGUGCUGGAUGCUAUUUCUGCAGGAAGAUCUCCUUUGAUUGAAAUUCGGCAGAUGCAUUCUGAAGUUGAUGGCUCUCCAAAACCUAUGUUACUUGACGAAAAGACUCAGGAAGAAGAGUUUGAAAUGACUAAUGAACGUAAUACUUCAGUUUCGGUGAGCUCUACUGAUUCAAGUGAUAGCGUAUGUUGAGGAACCAUCAAUAUUAUGCAUUUAUCAUAAACUUUUUUUUGGGUUUAAAUUGUGACAUUACUGUUGUAAUUUCGAGGAUUGAAUUACUUAUCAUUCAACCAACACUUACUUUGUGCAUUUUAUUGUAACUUUAAUACCAAUCUCCGGACUAUCGAUUCCGGUCAGUUCUAUUCC